AUGUCAGGAAAAAUAACUGCAAUUAAGACUGCCGGCUCCAUUGAUUCUGUGCUGAUGGCUUUGACAAAAAAUCCAUUGGUCAUUUUGGGGUACAAUGGCUCUCUACCGACCGGAGACCGCGGGCGCAGAAAGAGCCGCUUCGCUCUGUACCGAAGGGCCAAGGCCAACGGUGUCAAACCCAGCGCUGUGCACAUCCUCAACACCCCACAGGACACAAAGGCGGUCCACAGCAGGGGGCAGCACAGCAUCUCUUUCACGCUGUCCCGUAACCAGACAGUGGUGGUGGAGUACUGCCAUGACAACAGCACAGACAUGUUCCAGAUUGGACGCUCCACAGAAAGUCCCAUUGACUUUGUGGUGACAGACACCUCGGGAGGGGGGAAGGAGGGGGAGGACCCCUCCAUCGCUCCCAGCACCAUCUCACGCUUUGCCUGUAGAGUAGUGUGUGAACGCAACCCACCUUACACCGCACGAAUCUACGCCGCCGGCUUCGACUCCUCCAAAAAUAUCUUCUUAGGGGAGAAAGCAACCAAAUGGAAAAACCCUGAUGGGCAUAUGGACGGCCUGACCACCAAUGGGGUGCUGGUGAUGCACCCGGAGGGGUUUCCAGAGGACCCUAAGCAGGGCCUGUGGAGGGAGAUCUCCGUCUGCGGGGAUGUUUAUGCCCUGCGGGAGACACGCUCUGGACCCACCCGGGGAAAACUGGCGGAGGGUGAGAGCAGUGCGCUACGUGACGGUUCUCUGGUGGACCUGUGUGGGGCCACCUUGCUGUGGCGUACAGGUGAGGGGCUCAUGCGGGCCCCCACCCUCCGUCACCUGGAAGCCCUUCGCCAGGAGCUCAAUGCGUCCCGGCCCCAGUGUCCUGUAGGCCUCAGCACACUGGCCUUCCCCAGCCUGCCACGCAGCCACAGCCUUGAAGAGCGUCAGCCCUGGGUCUACCUCACAUGCGGCCACGUCCACGGACGCCACGACUGGGGCCAGAGACCCGAGGGGGUGGAGAUGCCGGGGGAGGGCGAGGUAUCCACCACCAGGCGGGAGUGUCCCCUGUGCCGGACGGUGGGCCCCUACGUGGCCCUGUGGCUGGGCUGUGAGCCCGCCGUCUACGUGGACGCUGGAGCUCCCACUCACGCUUUUGUGCCGUGCGGCCACGUCUGCUCGGAGAGGACAGCCAGGUACUGGGCCGAGACCCCGCUCCCCCACGGGACGCACGCCUUCAGACCCGUCUGCCCCUUCUGCUCCAGCGCACUCAGCACGCCCGGCUGGACGCGGCUCAUCUUCCAGGGCCCCAUCGAUUAGCCGCCAAUCUUUGGCAAACCACUAACACAGUAACACAAAGAUGCCUGAGCUUCAUUCAUGUUUCAAACGUGGGUCAGUGUUCAGUGGGGAUAGGGAGUGGAUCAGGAGUGCUGUUCUUUUCAACAGCAGAUCUGCUUCUGGGUGGAUCACUGACACUGUCCAGCUUUGUUACCGAAUGCAGCUCAAAGCUAAAUCCCUCCCCUUGUUCAUCCUUUAAUGCUUCUUGAUUGGUGUAAGAUCUUGAGAGUAGGUUGUUAAAACACAUGAUGGAGUGAUCGAUAGGGUCACAUGGACAGUGUUUACUCUUUCAGGGAAGCUGCUUUUCCUUCCAACCAAACACUACACUGCUUAGCUAACAGCAACAAGAGAGGAUUCUCAUAACUAAAACUGUAGCUUAAACGAUGCUGCUCUAACCCAUUUUAAAUUAAUUCAACUCAUGAUGAAAUGACCCACUAAUUUUCCACUUUGUCACCCGAAACAAACAGAUCUAAACCCUUUUAUUUGACUGUUUCAGAAGCCAUGUGUGAAAUGACAUGUAGCUUUUUGCACAGAAAUAGGGAAUGGCCUUUUUUACUCAGUUGAUCUGCUGUCUUGCACGUCUGCAGCGCCUGUGUGUCCUUAACUCGGUGAAACCCCACCUCUUGCACUUCUUCUCGGCCUGACCUCGGACCACUUUUAUCAUCCCUAACACAAUACUGUAAUGCUGCAACUCAUAAAACAGUUUUCAUCUGUUCUCAUCAAAAACUCCUUAUUUUAUAAUAUCAUAUUAUAUCUGAUUCCCCUGUCCCCUGAACAUCUUGCUGAUUCGUCUGAAUCCUGAGCGGGACAUAUUAACUGCUAAUUGUGAAUAUGGGAGGUGAAAUCAGAGUCUUUUAAUCAUAAUUUUACGUUUUUAGUGAUUAAUACAGGGAAUUAUUAAUCAUUGUUAAAGUGAGUGUAUGCAGUUUUUCCUCUUUAUUCCUCAUGCAUCUUUUUAGUGUUAAAUAUAUGCAGUGAGACCCCGUGUGUAGUACAAAGUUGGAAUGAAAGCCUGCAGACUUCUCUGAAGGGAACACUGCGCCGUAUGAUCGCACCACUACCAGUUCUCCUCUUAAGGCCAGAUCUAUUCCGAUAAUCAAGCAGAGCGAGGAUAAGCACCGGGCUCGGAUUGAAACCGGGUAAAAAGAAAUCCACUCCAUAACUCUCUACAGCAAUAAUAGCACUCCCAUAGAUAAGCUAGAUGUUGUGCUAUGUUUAGCCAAGUGUGAGGUCGGUGGUCACUCUUGAACGUGGCUGAAACGUUUUCCAGGUUAAGGGCUCAACCAGAGAUGUGUUCAAUAUCACAAAUUGUUUUAUUUCCAAAUGUAGUGUGUGUGUGAUGUAACCAAAGCGCUAGAAUUGAAAGAUGAGAAACAGAAUCAGUGAUUAAACAAUUAUUUUAAUGUUUAAAGUAUGUUUUUAGGCUGCAGAAGUCAUCAAAGAGCGUCUUUGUGAUGAUUUGAACACACUUCUGGUUACUGAAUUAUGCGUAAACAGGGUCCAUGUUAGUACGGUGGAGUGUCAAAAAGUUUGACCUGCAUAACCUCAAAAGACAACCUUUUGUUUUGUUUUGAAGAAAAACUAUUUUGUUAGGAAAUGGGGAGGGAUUUAUUUGGGGAAGCGGGAGGGGAUUAUUUUAGAUGUUCAGUGUUAAAAAACAACAACUAUUUUUCUAACUGAUUAUGGGUUAUAGUUAACCGUUGUUACUCAGUGUAAGCAAGUUCCGUAUGUUUCUGAAAUAUUAUCGUGUGGUAGUUCUAGGAGAGCUUGUGAGUGAGAAAAACAUUGCCAACACUGUGUCCAACAAACACACACUUAUAUACACACCGCUACCGUAAAAAAACAUUGCCCAGACAAUGAAUGUAGCCAAAUACUCAGGCUAUAUUUAGCCUUCCCUGGUGCUCAUAUUGAAUGGUCUAUAUUGUGAUACUAUUUUUGUAACUGAUUAUUAUGGUGUAGCUUUGGUGGAUUAGCUCAAGAGAGAAAAAAAAAAGUCAGAUCAUUUCAAUAAUAGCCUCAAGUGUGGAAGACGUAUAAUUGAUAAUACACACUCACAUGGAACAUUGUGUAUAGUUUGCAUGUGCUGAACGUACACACACAGUAUGAACACUACACGUACACUUUGAAAAACUUUGCACGGUUGAUCGCCAACCUGUUCUUCAUGCUGAGAGCGUCUGUCGCAGACCAACAUGUCUUCCGAGUCCUCGGCUGUUAAAACCUCAGAAUUUCAGUUCUUUGUUUUGGAAGACCUCUCUAUAAGAAAAGAAGAAAAAAAAAAAGCCUCAUACUUGAUAGAUGUGUGACGUUUGUGAAUGAGACCUAAUCCCACUUUGUACUACUAUGCUAAUAUCUUCCACCAAACAAACUCACUGCGGAAAGAAGUCCGCUCGUUUUAAUCUUGUAUUCACACCCAUCGUGGUAUAUUCAGAGCUAUUCAGAGCCAGAUUUGAUUUUCAAAAUGCCAUGUGAAGUCUCAAUACAAGAUUUAAACUUGCUUUAGUGCGGUGGAUAACUUACGUAGUGUUGAUAAUUACUGUAGCUCAGGAUCAGUGAUUUCAGAUUCAGAGCUGGCGAGGCCUGCUAGAAGACACUUUCAGUCUUUCUCAUAGGAGAGUAACCAUGUAAUGUAAAAUGCCAAAUUGUAGAGGGCGUACUGUGGUGUAGUGCCACAGAUCUAGCAUCAGUCACAUACGGGUCUUUAAAAAACAAAAGAAAGGAGUGGAGGCUAGGAAAACAUCUCCAUCAGCUGCCCUUUACUGAGCACGCCAAAUACAGUGAAUCCUGCUUUUCGAAGAUUAUAUAUAUAAGGAUAAAUGUAACACCAUUGGCAUGUGGAUGGAGAACCGUUGCAGCACCCUCAUUGGCUUCUACUUUAUAAUCUGAUAUAUUUAUUUUAGCUAAUCUCUUUACCUUUGCUUUGUUUUAGUAUUAAUUUGAACCCUCUUAGGGUUAUAGAUGUCAAUAUGCAAUUUCCUCCUAAAUAAUUCUUAGACUUUUAGUAUCGGUGAAUUUCUCAGUAUUUUAGGUUGUUUGAUAUCUCAAGUUACGUCAUUAGCAGUUUUUUACAUUUAAAUUGUCCUUCACACCAGAUGGCAACACCUCAACAUCCUAACUCAUCUUGCUAUAGUUGAGUCAGUAGCUGACACGCAACACACAGCGUAAAAACCUCACCUCUAACAAUGCAUUCCUUUUAAUACAUCCGUGUUAUGUACAGCUAUUUUGUAUUAUUUUAUAUCAUAUUCUCCUGUAAUCGUCCGGUGCACAGACAAUCGCUAUACACAUGUCAAUAAACCUG
Messenger RNA from Notothenia coriiceps (black rockcod), 4609 nucleotides. Its product is annotated as E3 ubiquitin-protein ligase pellino homolog 2. Lineage: Eukaryota; Metazoa; Chordata; Actinopteri; Perciformes; Nototheniidae. Gene Ontology annotation, biological process: regulation of Toll signaling pathway; protein polyubiquitination. The coding region runs from base 1 to 1296 and encodes 431 amino acids. The transcript is spliced from 9 exons. The record is from RefSeq and is a predicted model, not a curated record. Gene Ontology annotation, molecular function: protein binding; ubiquitin protein ligase activity.